Molecule: messenger RNA, 633 nt
Organism: Saccostrea cuccullata (small rock oyster)
Lineage: Eukaryota; Metazoa; Mollusca; Bivalvia; Ostreida; Ostreidae
Product: perlucin-like protein
Exons: 5
Coding region: 44-535 (163 amino acids)
Molecular function (GO): signaling receptor activity
Source: RefSeq, a predicted model, not a curated record
AAUUACAUGUGUAGACAGAGUGAGAAAUGGUCAAUUCCUGAUCAUGUUUUGGAUAUUCUUCACUACCUUCAUAGCUGGUGCACUGGCACAGCCAGACUUUGGAUUCGGGAACUGUCCACACGGCUGGCUGAGAAAUAGUUCGUCAUGUUACCUUUUUGUUACACACGUCGAUAACGACUGGACGGAAUCAGAGUACUUCUGUAGCAUGUUGGGAGCCAAACUGGUUGAAAUUGAGACAGAGGAGGAGAACAAUUAUAUUCGGAGCCAUGCACGGACAGCACACCAGCACAAGCAGUCCGGGUUCUGGAUCGGGGGCACGGACGCCGUGGUGGAGGGGGAGUGGAUCUGGAUGAAGUCCCAGACGCCCUUCUCGUACACGGACUGGGCGCGGAACUUCCCGGACGAUUACGAGAGUAAUGAAGACUGUGCCCACAUGUGGUCCGAGGUCGACUUCUCCUGGAACGAUUCACAUUGUGACGAGAGAAUGAAUUUCAUCUGUGAAAAAGAAUUGGAAGAAACGCUAGUCAUUGGAUAAAGAUGGCCACAAAAAGAGGAAAUGGACUUGGAUGAUUUUCUUAGUCGAUUAAAAGGAUUUGUUGUUUCAAAAUGCUUGUUAAUUUUAGUCAAUACAUU